This is a messenger RNA of Fragaria vesca subsp. vesca, 1191 nucleotides long. RefSeq lists its product as uncharacterized. Lineage: Eukaryota; Viridiplantae; Streptophyta; Magnoliopsida; Rosales; Rosaceae. The transcript is spliced from 6 exons. The coding region runs from base 1 to 1191 and encodes 396 amino acids. The record is from RefSeq and is a predicted model, not a curated record.
AUGGCUCACAGAGCAGAAGAAAUGGAUAUCGGAAAACUGCAACAAAAUGCCGGAGACUCUCUUGAGCAAGACAAAGUCCUUUCCAAUUCUGAAGAGAAGCAAAAUGAUCUUCAGAAAAAACUUGAAGAGGUUGAGGCUGAAAAGAAAGAAAUGCACAAAAAGCUGAAGGAAAGUGAAGUCGCCAUGAAAGAGCAUGAGAAAACCGUAGAUGCGUGGCUAGAGGCGGUAGUUAUGUAUCUUACUGCUGCGAACAAGCACCAGCAGAGUGAAAUUCAGAUGUACGAGAUUCAGGAAAAGCUUGAGCAGAGUGAAUCCCAGAAUAGAGAGCUUGAGAAGAUUGAAGAAGCUCAAAAGAAAGAACUUAAGAAGGCGCUUGAGCAGAUUGAAGCUCAAAAGAAGGAUCUCGAGCAACACGAGAUUAAAAUAAAACGAAUGAAAGAAAAUGAGGAGCUCCGGAAGAAGAUCACUGAAUUGGAGGAUCACAAGGAUCAGGCUGAGGAGGUGUUAGAUGAGGACGAGUCUCAUGAGGACAAGAUUGAACGUGAGAAUAAGGCCUGGAUAGAGAUGUAUCUUAAUCUGGAGAAUAAGCUUGAGCAGAGUGAAACUCAGAUGAAAGAGAUUCAGAAUAAGCUUGAGCAUAGUGAAUCCCAGAAGAGAGAGAGGGUUAAUCUUGACCAGGUGAAGGCUACUGAAAAUUUGUUAAAACAAAAGAAAGAAAAUGAGGAGCUCCGGAAGAAGAUCACUGAAUUGGAGGAUCACAUGGAUCAGGCUGAGGAGGUGUUAGAUGAGGACGAGUCUCAUGAGGACAAGCAUGAUGAGAUAGGUGAAAUUCAAAAUAAGUUAAAGGAGAAGGAAGAAGAGCUGGCCGAUAUUGAAGCUCUUAACAAUACACUUAUUGUAAAGGAGCUCAAAAGCAACACUGAACUGCAGGAGGCUCGUACAGAGUUAAUCAGAGGAUGGGAAUCAGCAAGUCGUGCUUUUAUUCGUCUCAAGAGAAUGGGAGGGAUUGACUGCAGGACAUUUCAGACUGCAUGCAAGAGAAAAUAUCCCACAGAAGAAAUAAAUGUAAGGGCAGCAGAACUAUGUUCUCUUUGGGAGAAAUAUAUUGGGGAUCCAAACUGGCAUCCGUUCAAAGUUAGCACGGCUUCCUUUGGGCAUUAUAAGGUAUACAAUUUCCUUAAGGGUGAUUAG